This is a messenger RNA of Somion occarium, 775 nucleotides long. The record is from the annotation of a GenBank genome assembly. NCBI's taxonomy places the organism in Eukaryota, Fungi, Basidiomycota, Agaricomycetes, Polyporales, Cerrenaceae.
GGGUCUUGUUCGCCGCUCUGGCGGCCCUGCCUCGUUGCAGCUAGGUGACUCGAUGCACAGAGCAUCCUCGGACCAGAGCUGGUCAGAGGGCCUCUCAUAGAAGGUACGCUCCCAGGAGACAUGCCUCCUCCGGCGAAACCAAGAAAGAUCACCUUUGAUCAGGCUGUUUCAUGCUAUCGGGUCUACAAACGGUGUCAGAACCAAAAAGAGAAAACCAGGUUGACGAAACUGUGGGCGGAGAAGUAUAACUGCUCACAUACGACUAUUAUGCGUGCCAUUGAAGAAGGCGAGGCUAAGGCAAACAAAACAGCGUCAUCCUCUUCACAGCGCACAUCUUCGUCCACCCGACGACGACCUUCAUCUUCGAUUUCUGUGACUUCCCCUGCACGUCAGGAACGCCGAAGCCCGCGAGUCACUGGUGUCCGCGAGACCAGUCUCGAAAUUCCGCAAGCUCCAGCGGACGUCAUCAUAUUUCUCAACAAGUUCAAGUUAGGUCAUUUAGCACCUGUAUUUCGUGAACGCGGGUAUUCUACCGUGGAGGACAUUGACGGCCUCAUCCGACUGCCUGGUGGGACACAGGAGGCCGUUUUAAAUGAGUUCAAGAGGGAUAAGCGGAUGUGUUUGAAAGAGUGGGCUCUCAUUCACGCUGAGAUCUCGACUCCACAACAGUAAUUGCAGGUAUACAAUGUUCUUGUAGACAAAUGACUUUGAUGUAUAGUACGGGGAUUGUAGUAUGUAUGGACAGCAAGGGAAUCAAUAAGGUAUGGAUAUGUGU